AUGACUGCUACCCCGCGCCCGCGCCCCUUCGAUCGCGAACUUGCACUGAAGCUCUUCAAUGUGCAAGUCCCAAAAGACGUACAGUUUUCUCCCGACGGCAAACAUGUAGUCUAUACGACAGCCCUCCACGGCCAUACUCAUCGCGUGGGCAAGUACCAUCUGUCAACGCUGUGGCUGGCCUCGACAACCGAACCAAAGUCUGCAAAGCAGCUUACCUCGGGCGAAUUCGACGAUGUUAACCCUGUUUGGCACCCCAAUGGCAAGGAUAUUGCCUUUCUUUCCGACCGUGGCGCACAGGGAAAGCCCAAAGCUAUUUGGACACUGAGCAUCGACAAUCCCGAGAAGCCAGUUCAGCUGUCCAACACGUCUUGCACGGCGGGUAUUAGCAUGGCACGCUAUUCACCCGAUGGAAAGUCCAUUGCAUACUUGUCCAUGGACGAAAAGUCCCAGGACUACAAAGAUAAGCAAGAGAGAGGCGAACCAGACCCCAUUGUCUGGAAUGGUACCGAAGACUCACUCCGCCUACGACUGAUGGACCUCGAGACAAAAGAAGUGCGCGUUCUGAGCGAUAUAGGCAAGCAUCAGCACGUUCUGCUAUAUGCCUGGGGAACGGAUGGCAAGAAAAUCCUCAUUGCCACCAACGAGAAACCCGAAUGGGAGGAAAUGUUCCACUCCGGCACAACCGUGUCCCUUGUUGAUUUGGAAACUGGUGAUAUCGAGGACUUGCACACCACGUUCCGCUACGUCGAAGACAUUGCCUUGGGAGGAGAUGGCGUUGCGUACCUGUUGCAGACAAGCACCGACUGUUACUGGUCGUCUGGUGCUGUGUUUGUGUUGGACCCCAAACUUGAGCCGAGGCCUUUGUCCGCGGUACCUGUCAGCGACCGCACUGGUAGAGACGAUACUGCCGAAGUAUUCAGAGUACGCAAUGGCGUCGUGACUCUCCUACACAUGACUAGUGACGGAGUCUCCAUUCGCACGCUUGACGAGAAGGAGCUCUUCCGGCGCCCAUACAACGCACACUUCUGGGAUAUCCAUCACGAUGCGCAGACUGGCGAGUGGACGCUUGCUGUCAGCGAUUCGACCAUCAACACGCCUCCGGAGCUUACUAUUGCUAGACAGGGCCAGGACGACCAAAUCCUUACUGAGUGUGGUAAGGCAUUCGAGGGCCAAACCUUUGGCAAAUUCCAUACCCUUAAAUGCCAAUCAGCAGACGGUAAAAUGGAGCUGGACGGCCACUUCAUUGCUCCUGCGUCUAGUUUGGAUAGCAAUGGCGUUCUUAAGCACCACGUUCCGACGGUUGUCAUGCCUCACGGUGGCCCUAGUAAUCGUGAUGCCGAGAACUUUUGCGCCAACUUCUACUGGCCCGUGUAUUUGCUCGCACAGGGCUAUGGUGUCUUAUUCCCCCAAUUCCGUGGUGGCUACGGUCGCGGAACAGAGUUUGCUGUUGUCAGCGGCACGGGCGCAGGCAAAGAAAGCUACGACGAUGUCAUUACAAUUACAGACAAUGCUAUCAAAAAGGGCUUUUCCGACCCAGAGCGACUAGUCAUUGCAGGUUGGAGCAACGGUGGCCUGCAGACCUUCUUAUGUAGUGUACGAAACGGACGUCACGGCCUUGGUUGGCGUUUUAAGGCUGCCAUUGCUGGCGCGGGCAUGUCGGACCUGGAAAGUCUCUGCUUCUCCUCCGAUAUUGGCUCGACCGCCUUUGCAGAGCUCAACAAUGGCAUUAAGCCAUGGACUUCGUCCCCAGACGAAGCUGGCGGUCGCUCAGCGAGUGGUGUCUGGCAAGUUGCAUCAGCAGCAGAGGAGGCUAAGCGAACAGGACAGAUGGUGAUCCCACCGAUGCUGAUUCUGCAUGGCCAAAGCGAUGUAAGAGUUCCGUUUGAUCAGUCUGUAGGGUUCUGGCGAGCCCUGCGUGAGCAUAAGCUUCCUUGCGAAUUUGUCGCCUACCCUGGGCAAGGCCACAGUAUGACUCAACAGGUCUAUUGGGUGGACUUGUUGGAGAGAGUAUCGAGAUGGUGUGAUGUGUACACGGGCGCAAAAUAA
This is a messenger RNA of [Torrubiella] hemipterigena, 2046 nucleotides long. The record is from the annotation of a GenBank genome assembly. NCBI's taxonomy places the organism in Eukaryota, Fungi, Ascomycota, Sordariomycetes, Hypocreales, Clavicipitaceae.